Molecule: messenger RNA, 896 nt
Organism: Culicoides brevitarsis
Lineage: Eukaryota; Metazoa; Arthropoda; Insecta; Diptera; Ceratopogonidae
Gene: Gem2
Product: protein Gemin2
Exons: 3
Coding region: 167-877 (236 amino acids)
Biological process (GO): spliceosomal complex assembly; spliceosomal snRNP assembly
Cellular component (GO): nucleus; SMN complex; spliceosomal complex
Source: RefSeq, a predicted model, not a curated record
ACUUUCAUCAUCACAAUAACAUUGGUCAAUUUCGGGACUUUUUCAGUAAUUUUAAGCGAUUUUAGGCCUUUUAGAUGUUAAUUUAGUGCAUAAAAGGUACUUUUGGACUCGAAACACUUGAAAUUACGCAAAUUCAAAAGGAUCGUCAAAUUAAACAAAGAAAGUCAUGGAUGAAGAUUACAGUUUUCAAAGACAAGCUCUUCCCGUUCCGCCCCUUCCACCGAAUUUUAAUCCAGAUGUGCAACCAGAGUCGGGCGAGCAAUAUUUGCAACAAGUCCUUUACGAGCGAACAAAAAAGUGCGCCGACAUCGUUCACGUUCCCGCCCCCUCCAAAAAGCUGCCAUGCAAAAGUAUUCUGAAAGUUUUCAACGACGACACAAAUCGCGUACCGCCGAGCCAGAAACAGAGCACCAUCGAAUGGCAACAAAUUCAAAUGGAAAAUUUCACACAACUUCGCGAUCGCAUCACGAAACUCAAAGAACUUUCCGUUUCCGAGCCGCCACAAGAACUGCCAGAUAUCGAGGAGCCAGAGAGCUGGAAAACGUAUUGCCAAACGAAUCAACCGCUGCUGAAGAUCAUCACGUCCAUUCGAAUGCGCGAAAUUGAAAUUUUGCUCGAAUAUUUGGAGACGUGGUUAAAGGAGGAGGAGAUCGCGACCAAGUCGUGGAUUACUUUGUGGAUUUAUGGAUGUCUUUCGUGUUUGUUUACGCCAUUAGAGCCGAAUUCGUGCAGUGUCUUACGGGAAAUUGCAAAGACUUGUCGCGCGUUGCGCGGAGAAAAUACGACAGAGACGGAGGAAAAUAUCUCGUAUAGUUUGUUAAUUUGUCUCAUUUCGACGUAUUUUCGACAGUUGGAUUUGAGUGAUACUUUUAAUUGAUAAUAAAUAAUUUUUUUAA